UUUUAAGAGUUAUAAUUAUAAUAAAAAAUUUACGUAUUGUUAAUAUAAUAAUUAAAACAUGUUUUACUUAUCAUCAUCAAAUUUAUAUAAAAAUUUUAUCAAAGAAUCGGAUAAUAAAACUAUAAAUAUAGAUGAUGAUGAAAAAAAUUUUAGUCAGAGUAGAUUAUCAAAAAAAAAUAAAAUUAUGAGUGGUGAAGAGAUAAAAAAAUUUUAUGAUGAUACAAUAAACAAAAUAAGUGAAAGAAAUUCAAAUAAUUGUGAUAAAAAAAUAAUAAAAAUAGAAUCUGAUGGUGAUGAUAAAGGAAUUAUAAAUAAUAAUCUAAAUUCAAUUGAAAUUAAUGUAAAUAAAAUUUUAAAAGCUGUUGAACAAGGUGACAUAGAUUAUUUAAUAAAACACUUAAAUAAAGAAAAUGUAAAUAAUAUUUUUGAUAAUUAUGGAUGGACACCAUUAAUGUCUGCAGCUUACUGUGGAAAUAAAUUAAUAGUUGAAUUUUUAUUAAAAUUAAAUGCUAAUAAAGAAUAUAAAAAUAAAUGUGGUUUAACAGCUAUAAAAUUAGCAAAAAAGAAUAAUUUUAAUAAUAUUAUUGAGUUAUUAGAAAAUGAUAAAGAGUUUUUAUCGAAAAAUCUAAAUAUUAAUGACAAUUACAAUGAUAGUUGGAAUUUUUAUUGUAAAAUUUGUAAUAAAAACUAUAAAGAAACAACAGUAAAACAACAUGAGGCCUCAAUAAUUCAUAAUUUAAACAAAAAUUUCGAAUUACCUCCAGCAUUUAAUAGUUAUGGAUUAUCAAAACAGAACAAAGGCUAUCAAAUAAUGUUAAAUAAUGGAUGGGAUGACAGAAAAGGAUUAGGGCCAACUGGUACUGGUUUUAAAUAUCCUGUAAAAACAAUUUUAAAAAGAGAUCGUAAAGGUUUAGGUAAAAAACCAUUUGAUAAACCUAGAAUAACUCAUUUUAAAAGUAAUGAUAUAAAUGCCAUCACUCAUAUAAAACAAUCAAAAAUUAAUAUCAAUAGUAGUAAAAAGAUAUUACGUAAAAAAGAUCGAGAAAAAAUAAUAAAUAAAAUGCGUAAAAAGGAUCGAGAAAUAAGAAUUGAAUUAUCAUAAUUAUAAUUGUUAAUUAAAUUACAUUUUAAAUCAUUAUAUUAUGAAGGAACAAAAAGAAAUGUUGGAGUAUCUUGAAAAAGUGGAAAGUAAAGCUGGAGAAAUAUUGACUGAUAGACAAGAAAUAGUGUCAUUAGAUAAAAGAAGAAAUGAUGAUAGAAUUGGUAUGCGGGA
Molecule: messenger RNA, 1273 nt
Organism: Microplitis mediator
Lineage: Eukaryota; Metazoa; Arthropoda; Insecta; Hymenoptera; Braconidae
Product: p53 and DNA damage-regulated protein 1-like
Exons: 2
Coding region: 59-1102 (347 amino acids)
Molecular function (GO): nucleic acid binding; protein binding
Source: RefSeq, a predicted model, not a curated record